Molecule: messenger RNA, 3081 nt
Organism: Eupeodes corollae
Lineage: Eukaryota; Metazoa; Arthropoda; Insecta; Diptera; Syrphidae
Gene: Arl4
Product: ADP-ribosylation factor-like protein 4A
Exons: 8
Coding region: 860-1816 (318 amino acids)
Biological process (GO): intracellular protein transport; vesicle-mediated transport
Cellular component (GO): cytoplasm
Molecular function (GO): GTPase activity; GTP binding
Source: RefSeq, a predicted model, not a curated record
UGGCUAGUUGAAGUUGAAAAUUGAGAAAUAACACAUAAAAGUGUUCGGGAAGAAAAGAAGCCUUGCGCUCUCAUUAUUUUGAUUUUUGAUUGAUACCAAAGUAAAAAUAUAGAAAACCGUUUCAAUUUUGGGUCUGCAUUAACAUAACUCUUAAUAAAAAAUCUUAUUGGUUUGUAGAGUUUUGUUUUUAUUUUGUGUUGUUUUGUGAUAAUUUCAAUUAAAUUGAAUAAAACAACAAAAACAAAAGAAAAACAUGAAGAAUCCAAAGACUAGAGUGAAAAGAGAGGAAGUGCAAUGUACCGUUUGCUUGGCUCAGUAGAGUAUCGGCAACAAAUUACAGAAAACAUUUCGCUUAUUUUUCAACUAAUAAGCUAUUAUGGAGAAGGGGUGUGCAUCAAAGUCAUUUAUACGGAAAGGAUAACGUCAAUAAUUAUUCGUGGAUCUGAUGAGCUUCCCAUUUUUUGUUUUUUCUUUUUUUCCUGUUACUACCUGUACCAUGAAAAUAAAAUACUUUUUUCUUUGUUAAGUGAACCAAAAGUGAACUUGGACAGCAAAAGUUUGUUGGUGUUUUCUAAUCCUGAUCUGAUUCUGAAUUAUGGACAGAAAUGUUGUUAAUUAAAGAAGCGCAAUGUAAACGUAUCUAUAACAUUAGCAACUUCCAAGCGACGAAAUUGAUGAAUUGUAGAUCAUGAUCAUCCUGCCGUGAAUGGUACUGUGAUAUAUCAGCCUUUCUUUUAUACUAAAAUAAUAAAACAAAAACAGCAACAACAACAACAGAAAGUAAAUGUAACAGUAAAAUAAAUUUAAAACAAAAAUUAACAAGAAACAGAAUCAAAUUCUUCGUAAAUAUUGUUGGAAUAUGGGGGCAACAAUGGGGAAAAGUGGUGGAAAUUUAUUGGAUUCGCUACCAACACAGGGAACUCUGCACGUAGUCAUGCUUGGUUUGGAUUCAGCAGGAAAAACAACAGCUUUAUAUAGACUUAAAUUUGAUCAGUAUUUAAAUACAGUACCAACCAUUGGAUUUAAUUGUGAGAAGAUCCAGGGAACUGUUGGAAAAGCGAAAGGAGUUCAUUUUUUAGUGUGGGAUGUUGGGGGACAGGAAAAACUUCGACCGCUUUGGCGUAGUUAUACAAGAUGUACAGAUGGAAUUCUUUUCGUUGUGGACUCAGUUGAUGUAGAACGAAUGGAAGAGGCUAAAAUGGAACUAAUGCGUACAGCAAAAUGUCCUGAUAAUCAAGGGGUCCCAGUAUUGAUUCUAGCUAAUAAACAGGACUUACCCGGAGCAAGGGAUCCCAAAGAAUUGGAGAAAUUUCUUGGAUUACAUGAACUUUCACCACUCUAUCCAAGUUUAAAUUUAACCUCAUUAAGUUCUAGUUCAUCAUCAAAUGCAACUAACAAUUCGGCAACAACGCCCAAUUCUGGCCAAAUGCCUUGUAUAACACCAACUUCCCAACAUUAUCAUAAUCAUCAACAACACCAUAAAUCAAUUAGUCAACAAAUCUCAACAUCAACAUCCUCGGCGCUGUCGUCGGCAUCGACAACAGCGAAUAUAACAACCAAAGCCGCAAAUUGUGAUAUUUCCUAUCAUCACCAUAAUCAAACAUCUAUAACAAUCAAUCAACAGCAACAGCAAACACCAACAAUUAAAACUUCUGGCAUUGGUUCACAGCAACACCAUCAACAACACUUCAAAGGUUGGUACAUUCAGCCAGCAUGUGCAAUAACUGGUGAAGGCCUUCAAGAAGGCCUUGAAGCUCUUUACGAUAUGAUUGUUAAAAAACGUAAAAUGACCAAAGCCAAUAAAAAAAAACGGUAAUACGAUUUUGUGACGGAAAAAUAAGGAUCUAGUAUAUCUAUAUUUAUAUAUAUAGUUUUUUUGUUAUGUAGAUAUUUUCAAAAUAACUGAUAUUUUAAUACAAAGAUUAAUAUAAUUAUGUAUAAUUGUGUGUAAUAUUUUACAUUUUUAUUUUAUUUGUUACGCAAUGGAGGGCACAAAUUUAUUAAUUUUAUUUAUUCACAAUUAGUCUCAUAAUCUAUGGCUACAUAUUUUUUCAUAUUUCUAAUCAAACACAAUGUUAAUUCAGAAUUAAGAGAUGUUGAAGCUUUGCGUUUCUGAGUAGGUAUUCUGAUCUUUCAAGCCUACAUUAUUAUUUAAUAAGAAAAUACUUAAACCAACCGAGUUCCAUCUUGAGCUGCAUCUCAAAUGUCUUUAAUUUUGUAUGAAAGUCGGUCAAUUAGAUUUGUAUGUAGCACUCAAACACACCAUUUUCAGCCAUAAACAAGAAAGACAUGGUUAGACGACAUAUCCUAAGCUUGUAAGUAAGCUUGUUUCGAUAAGUUCGAAAUCACUUUUUUACAUGGAGAUACAAAUUUUAGCAUUCAGAUCCUUACUGUGGUUCUCUGUAACUUAACUUAGAAUGACCGCAAGAUUGUUAGACUUACUCACAAACUUAUCUGCCUUAUAUAUUAUAUACAGUGCAGAUGUCCUUAGAAUUGUGAAUCAAUGCUUACUUUCAAACCUAUUAUUAUUUUAAGAUCAUUAUCUAUCAACAAUAAUGGCUUUUUGUUUAAAUAAAAUAAUUACCUACAAAAUCUGAUUUUAAAUCAUUUGUGCUCAAGUUUAUUUAUUUAUUUGUUAUUGUUUGUUUUGCCAAUGAAUUACAAUUUAUUGAUACAAAAUAUAAUGUAAAACUAGGCUUAAAACAUUUUCAAAAGUAUUUAUAAUAAAUAAUAAUUUAUAAUAGAAAUUAAUAACUUUCUUUUAAAUAAUUCACAUACUAUUAAAAUUGAAAUUGUAAUAUGCCUUAUUUUGUAUGUAAUCAAAGAUAUGUCUAUUGAAAUUUUGUUGAUUUUUUUAUUUUAAUUUUGUUGUUUGUUUUGUUUUCUUUUCUUCUAAGUUUGGAAACGCUGUUGUAUCAAUCACAAAUUGUUUAAUGAUAUAUUUCAGUCGAUAGUAUUAAACUGUGAAUACGAAGUAUUUCGCUAGUUUGUAACUGUAUUUUAUAAACUCAAUUAAAGUUUAAUAUUAAAAUUUUUAUUAUAAAUUGCAAGUGUGUGGAAAUAUAUGCUGCAUUUAGAAUA